AUGGCGCCAUUUUUACCUUCAGAUUGCUACAACAAAAUAUUUGAAAAUCUUGAACAAGACCGCAAUACUCUACAUUCUUGUAUACUAGUAAAUCGACAGUGGUGUCAAAGUGCAAUACCUGUGCUCUGGAGUCAACCGUUUCGACUAUUAUGCAUAUGUCGAGAUCCGGCCGAAUAUUCACCAGAGUCAUGGCGGAAAAGAGCUGGGCUUUUAAUGGAAACCUAUUUUCUAUCGCUAAAUGACGAAGAGAAACGAGCACUUAGACGAAAGCGUGUGUAUUUAUCGAAGGAAAUUACAGCAUCGCCGGAAGCAAAACCAUGUCCCAUAUUUAAUUAUCCGCACUUUCUGAGGCAGGUGGAUUUUGGGGAAGCAUUUGCGGCGUUAUCGGGAUGGUUAGAGUACACGCAAGCAAAUAAGAUGGCAGAGGCGCAAGCUCACGCUUCAUCUUCAUUCAAGAGGAUGAAUCGCAUCGCGGUUGUGAAUUUUUUGGUGUGUCGAUAUCGUGAAUUUCGAGUUUGGCGAGAACGUAAAAUGCAUGCAGAAUUAACGGCGGCUAAAGUUCUUGCGAAAGUUUUGAUGAGACGUUGCUUGACUAUAAAAGAAUUCUCUAUUAAUACAAUUCAUCAUUCACCGGUUCCUGACGCAUUAUUGUUGAUGCCAAUAUACCCGGGAGCAGAUGAGUGUUUAUCGAAUUUAGUGGAAUUAAGAUGCACCACAAAAUCAGUAAAAUCAAAGUUCUUUCAAGAAAUAUCGAAGGUAGCACGUAAUCUGCGAAACAUCACCGUGUGGAUGUCUUAUCCGCGAGUGGAUCCUGAAUUUCCAACGCUCGAUCGUCGAAAAAAAUCCAAGAAUGAACAAACAAUUAUCAAUGAAGUUGAAGCACUCGUACGUGUGAUUGAAGCGCAAAAAAAUCUUCGAUCGUUCGAACUGGGAUAUUGUCCUUGGGGCCUUGAUCUAAUAAUUAACUCGUUGAAGUCACAGUCACAUUCGUUGCGGCGACUAAGUUUUACUGGAGUGAAUUUUUUAUAUGCUAGUCCGUUAGCUGGUUUGGCGACUUGCACAAACUUGGAGAAAUUGAAAUUCAAUUCUUGUUUGAAUUUGACUGAUACUAUUAUGCAACCGUUGGCAAAUGUAAAAUUUCCAUUUUUGAGAAAGAUUAAUAUGAAUUCACCAGCCCCGGCAAAUAUUUUAACUGCAAUUAUACGAAAUUCUAAUACAAGUAUUAAAAAAUUGACGUUAGGUGAAAUAACGCAAAACGAAGGUGAAGCACCAAACGUAAUAGAAACUAUUGCACAGCAUUGUUCGAAUAUUGUAAAAUGUAGUGUUCGACCAACGAAAAACGAAAUGCCUCAAUUCGUAUCGCUCGUUCAUCUAUGUAAAAAUCUUGAGACAUUAAUUAUAACCGGCACAAGAUGGCCUGAUAUAGAUGUAAAUUCUGUUUUACGAGAUAUGUCAAAGCAUGAGCUGCCAAGAUUACGACAUCUCGGGAUCCAAGCAGCAUUAACAUUCACCCCCAAAUCACUGGAGAGUUUUCUCAAAGGUAUAAGCGCACCCAUUGUCACUUUGGAGUUCUAUCAAUCACAAUGUUUUUGUGAUCUUCAUCUUGAUGUGGUCUUACGCUGUCUUGAGUCUACAUUGAGAAAUCUUCGAGUGCAGACGUAUCGAACUCUUCCGUAUCGAUCAAUUGACAAAGCUCGACAGCGAAUAGCUUCCGUUCAUGUUUAUCCGAUGUGA
Ambispora leptoticha is the source of this 1734-nucleotide messenger RNA. The record is from the annotation of a GenBank genome assembly. Lineage: Eukaryota; Fungi; Glomeromycota; Glomeromycetes; Archaeosporales; Ambisporaceae.